AUGUUUGUUUCUAUCCAGCUCAGGCUUUCGGCGCAAGCACCCACACCACGUGAAUUCGGGACCCCCAACAGGAUAUCAGAUGCGGAUUCAGUUGUGGAGGCUCGGUCCGCGUUUGCUAACUUGAGGCACCUAUGGCGUCAGAAUGGUUUAUCCCUGAAUCUGAAGGGACGUGUGUAUCAAGAUACAGUACGGGCUGUUUUGUUGUAUGUCUGUGAGACUUGGCCUAUUCGAGCAGCGGACCUGAGACGUCUUCAGGUGUUCGACAAUCGUUGUCUCAUAACCAUAGCUCGUGUGGGUUGGUGUCGGCGAAUCCGUAACGAGGGAGUUAGAAAGCGUGUUUUCGGUUGUGUAACGGGUACUUCCAUUGAAGAAUGUGUCCAGCACCAGAAGCUGCGUUGGUUGGGACAUGUGUUACGUAUGCCGAACCAUCGUUUGCCGAAGAGAGUGCUGUUUUCCAUGCCCAAUUCGGAGUGGCGUAAACAGAGAGGUGGCCAACCCUUGACUUGGCAGAGGAGUAUGAAGGAGAUCACGAAACGCUUGGGUGCUGUCGGUGCUACUCGCCUUCCAGGAUGGGGACCGCGUGAUCCUCACUGUGUCUGGUUUGAGACACUACAAGAUAUGGCUGCCAACCGAUGUCAGUGGCGUUCUUGUUGUCAGUUUCUGUCCAGAUUGCCUGAAAUAAUAAAAAAUCGUUCAGCUGUCGCACCCUUUCAAUGCCUAGCUGCCAUUCCAACGGAAGGAGCUAUGAGGGCUGGAAUACUGCCAGGUCGCAUAAGCGUAGACAGGUGCAGUCGGAAUGCUGAGUUUGGGUCCGAACCACUAACCUUCCGGUCCGCUGGUGCCCUAAUCACUGAGCUAUCUGGAGCUGAAACCAUGGAGUGUUUGAUGUUAUUUUGCACUGCUGGGAACAUGUCACUUUGUCAACCCUGCAAGAUCCCAUUUAGCAAAGAACACCGGAAGAAUUGGAAUGCGUACAUAGAUGCAAUUGAAGGAAACUGGGAAGAUAGAUACCAGCCAUACGACUAUUACAGUGAACUCCGGCACCGUCCUUAUUGUUGUCCAUUGAAAAAGGGGUCAUUUUGCCGACUAAAUCUUUUGAUGGAACCCAGGAAAGAUCCUAAGAAAUUGUACGAUCUGACGUGUGGGAAGCAUGAGUUCAUUGAACCAAUGUUUUGCAACGACGCCAACGGCCAUCGGUGUUGCAACGAAACACACUGUAAUAUUCCCACACCCGAUGAACUUAGUAUACUCCUUGAGAAACCUCCUUAUAGUAUCUACAUGAUUUUGGUAUGUGUGUUGGCUGUGUUCUGCAUCAUCCUUUGCUGCAUUCUGGUGGCGUGCUGUUGCCGAUCUCGUCAAAAACUAGGUCGGCCGCGUGGAAAUACAUCGAAAUGGGACGCUGAAGCAGUUCACAGUCAAUUGAUGGCUGAGUGCAUGGUGACUCCUGACUCCAGCAGCUUUCAAGGGAACGCCAAAAACUUUUCAUCCAUACCUACGACCGCUGUUUUGCCGACUGCAGUGGCACCGAACAGCUGUCGUACAGGGAACGGGGGAAGUAGCCUUAGUUAUAUGGGCAGUAGUGGCGUUGGUGCUACAACACUCACUCCUUUGAAUACUGGCUCGUACUCAGCAUCUCCCGGUGGAGCACCUCCGUUUACGAGCACCGGUGGAAGUUCUGUCGCCCCAACGCUUCGUGAACUGCUUGAAGAGACAUGUAGUGGGUCUGGUUCGGGGGUAGCUCUUCUAGUUCAGCGCACUGUGGCACGUCAGAUACAACUGGAAGAACGGAUUGGCGAGGGAAGGUAUGGUGAAGUUUGGAGGGGUGUGUGGCAGUGUGACCAGGUAGCGGCUAAGAUUUUCUCCAGCCGUGAGGAAUGCUCGUGGUUCCGCGAGACGGAAAUCUACCAGACCGUUAUGUUACGUCACGCGAACAUUUUGGGUUUCAUCGCGGCUGACAACAAGGACAACGGGCUUUCAACAGAGCUAUGGCUAAUCACUGAAUACCACCCAUUGGGCUCUUUGUUUGACUUUUUGCAUGAACACUGUUUUCUGCCUCACGCACUGGUUCGUGCUGUGGCGUCGAUCGCCAACGGUCUUUCUCAUCUACACAUGGAAAUUACCGGGACUCAAGGUAAACCUGCAAUUGCACAUCGUGACCUGAAAUCUAGAAAUAUCCUGGUCAAACUGGAUGGGGAAUGUUGCAUCGGUGAUUUGGGUUUCGCACUAAAACUGGAUUCAAGUCUGAGCUCUGUUGUUGAUCUGCCCGCCCACUCGGAUCGUGUCGGAACUAAGCGGUACAUGGCUCCAGAAGUGCUGGACAAUAGCAUCCGCCAUACCACCCCAGAGGCGUUCAAACAAGCGGAUAUUUACAGUUUGGGCCUCAUAUUCUGGGAAAUGACGAAACGAGUUUGGGUCUACGGCCUAUUCGGACCCGACGAGUAUCAACUCCCAUAUCAGGAUCUGGUGUCGCAAGACCCGUCCGUGGAGGAGAUGAAGUCCAUUGUCUGUGAACAGGGCCUGCGCCCAGUCCUACCAACAGUAUGGUCGAAUCACCAAGUGAUCGCUGCACUUCAAGAUGUCAUGAGUGAAUGUUGGUAUGCUAGUCCAACGGCCAGAUUGCCAGCAAUGCGCGUGAAGAAAUCUCUGGCUGCGUUGCGUAGAAAACUUGAUAUGAAUCCUAGUCUCUCGGUUUCACCCCCGUCCGUACUGAUCCCUCCAGAAGCCACACAAGGACUCCCAACCGGUGUGAUAUAUUUCCCCCUAACCGUACAAAAACAACCUGUUGAGAAGAUGGCGCAAAAUAUGUUGGAAAAAAGCCCAAAGAGUCAUCAAAGCUCCUCCGUGGAUGUGCAUUCAGAAGUGAAAUCAUCUGGGUCUGAGGGUCGAUCCAACCAUGACAUCCUCAACUGUGUUUCGGGGACUAAGUCCCUUGUGGUUAGUGGCUCACCGCUAGCUGAACGAAGACGUCUUCUGGGGGAUUCAGAGCAACCCAACGAAACGAAGCAAACUGCGUGAUUUACUGGAACUUACCGUGAACAUCAUCCCUAGUUCCACACACUGAUCUCGUGAUCGUAACAGUGAUGGGCCUCUAUUGUCGUCAGGUGCGAUCGACUUACCGAAAUCCGAAAAGUUCUUGCCGUCGAUUCUUCCGCACCUCACCUGCUGUACUCGACCACUUCAUCUGCGGUCCCCAGUUGCAUUUCCUCCUCAUCCGUUUACCGAAAACCCACCACAUUGUCUCUCAGUUUCCUGCUUCUGUGAGCGAUUCGGCGCCUGUGUAAGCCCGGUUCUUUCACCCCGUCCCCUGCGCAAAUGUAGACAUUGGUGCGCUUCUGAUGACCUAAAUAUCAUUCCUCAGAUCUUGUUCGAAUCGGCUUUAUUGCUGUUGUGAUAUUUCGAACCCAACCGGGGAAUCGUCUCUUCUCUGCGGCCUAUGCGUUUGUCCUACCAGUCUGAUUGCAUGAUAUGCUCCUUUUGAAAAUCGGCAAAACGGCAUUUGUUCGUCUGUUUGUUCGUUAUUUGUUCUUGUUUGCACACGCGUGCGGAGGCAAAUAGACGGAACAACCCAAAGAGAGACAGACAGAGUGAUGCACUGGUCUAUGAAGUCAGUGAUUAUUUUCGGAUAAUUCAUUUUUUCGUAUUGUAGCCUUACUCAAUGGGCCAGUGAUCAUUGCCUAUUUGUAUUCCUGCAUAACACAUGGUUUCGAUUGCUUGCGCGCGAACUGAAUUCACCAUGACCAGGUGCAUACUUGCCCGUUUAGCCCACCCUAAUGAAGGACUGAUCAUCAACCUCGAUCUCUUUUCAUUUGGCGCCUUUCUACUGUCAUUGUCAUUCUUGCCAGCAAGUGAGCCCUUUUUGUAGUUUUUGUCUCUUUCACACGCCUUGUGUCUUUGUAAUCCCAUCCUGUUCACAGCACACUUCCGUGCUGCUACUUCUGUUACAUACUUAGUCAUCGAUUUUUUGGGUUUCACCUGUGUGAGCUUGCGAAUUGUACAAACUUUCUUUCACGCUGUUCCUGGUU
Molecule: messenger RNA, 4022 nt
Organism: Opisthorchis viverrini
Lineage: Eukaryota; Metazoa; Platyhelminthes; Trematoda; Opisthorchiida; Opisthorchiidae
Exons: 10
Coding region: 1-3015 (1004 amino acids)
Biological process (GO): nervous system development; cellular response to growth factor stimulus; activin receptor signaling pathway
Cellular component (GO): activin receptor complex; plasma membrane
Molecular function (GO): ATP binding; activin receptor activity, type I; activin binding
Source: RefSeq, a predicted model, not a curated record